Symsagittifera roscoffensis is the source of this 3892-nucleotide messenger RNA. RefSeq names its product kinesin-like protein KIF18A. Gene Ontology annotation, molecular function: microtubule motor activity; ATP binding; microtubule binding. Gene Ontology annotation, biological process: microtubule-based movement. The coding region runs from base 17 to 3619 and encodes 1200 amino acids. Lineage: Eukaryota; Metazoa; Xenacoelomorpha; Acoela; Convolutidae. The record is from RefSeq and is a predicted model, not a curated record. The transcript is spliced from 12 exons.
AUUGUGAGGUAGCACUAUGCCGGGGGGAGGAAAGAGUGAGAGCAUGCGCGUGAUAGUGCGUGUGCGCCCGGAGAACUCGCGAGAGUGCAAGACAUCCGCCGACUCAAAUGACGUCCCGCUCAUCAGUGUGUUGGACGAACAGGUACUGGUGUUUGACCCGAAGGUGGAGAAUGCACCAACCUUCUUUCACGGACAGAAAGUCAAAUUCAGAGACAUGACCAAGAAGAAGGCCAAAGACUUCAAGUGUGUGUUCGACUCAGUUCUCAACCAGUUCAGCACCCAGCAAGAGCUGUUCGAGGCUAGCUCCUUGGAUGUAGUGAAGUCAGUUGUAGAAGGGUACAAUGGGUCAGUGUUCGCUUAUGGUGCCACAGGCGCAGGCAAGACACACACCAUGCUCGGAUCAGUGGAUCAACCAGGUGUAAUAUACCAGACGAUGGUUGAGCUAUUCCGUCUGAUGGAGGAGAGAGAGGAAACCGUGUUUGAGCUGGGAGUGUCCUACAUGGAGAUAUACAAUGAAACCAUCAGAGACUUGUUCGCCUCGGCCACUGGUAGACCCCUGCCUCUCAGAGAAGACGAGCAGGGCUCAGUCACCAUAGCAGGACUCACCUACCACUCGCCCAAGUCUGUCAGGGAACUGUAUGACAUGCUAUUGACAGGCAACCAGAACAGGACACAGCACCCCACAGAUGCGAAUGCACAGUCCUCGAGAAGUCACGCAAUUUUCCAGGUGUACCUGCGACAGAGACCAGUCAACUCUGGUACCACCACGCGCUUCUCCCUCUCCAAACUGUCCCUGAUUGAUCUGGCGGGUUCGGAAAGGGCAGCUGCGACCACCAACAGAGCAAACCGCAUGCGUGAGGGAGCAAAUAUAAACCGGAGUUUGCUGGCACUGGGCAACUGCAUCAACGCUUUGGCGGAGAACAAGAAGAAUAUGCACAUCCCCUGGAGGAACAGUCAGCUCACCCGUAUCCUCAAAGACUGUCUGGGCACCAAUUGCAAGACGUGCAUGAUAGCAGCUGUAUCUCCCUCUAGACUCACCUUCGAAGAUACGUUCAAUACCCUAAAGUAUGCAUUGCGGGCAAAGAGUAUUAAGUCGCAGUUGAAGAAGGAGACGGUGAACAUCACAGAACACGUGGGCAAGUACCAGAAUAUCAUCGAGACAUUAAAGAAGGAGAACGAGAGACUCAACUCACAGAUUAACACCCUCAGAGAGGAACUGAAGAGUGCAGAGGAGAAGGCCAGUGUACUGGAUGCGAGUGAACAAAAUGAUUCAAGUGGGGAACCCAAAAAGAGGCUGUCUACAGUGAGUGGUGGUGCGGUGAGUAGCAGACGGGGAUCCAGAAGCAUAACAAACAUAGAAGCCAGACUGUCAGUCAAGGAGAUCCUGAGCAAGAUCAAAUCUACCCACACGCAGAGAGCACAGCUGAGGAAAAGUAUGUUGCAGAUAGAAAGUGAAGAGAAGCAGCACAAAAUGUCUCUUCAUUUUGUGGACCAGAUGAAGAAAUUGGUGUCUGUGUUCUCGUCAGAGGACGACGAACAAGAGAGACGACUGAUCAGUCUACAGAAUGAAGACGAAGUGAUCAAAGAGAAGAUGCUACUGUUGACUGCGAAGAAAAGCAAUCUCACACAGAAGAUGGCAAAAGUGGAAGAAGAGUACAGUUGUGUGUGGGGAGAGGUGGCCACUUGGGAACUGAGUGAAGAGGCGGAGUAUCUGCGGAAGGAGUUACUUGUGCUGGAACAGAUGAUCAAGAUCAACGACCUCCUGCACCAGAACCAACACCUCAAAAGUCUCUCAGAGAAACAGCAGGACCACAUCUCACAGCAGAGCCACAAACUUUUACCCAUUGCUCAGUUUCUAAGAAGCAUUCUUUUUGAAGUUGAGGCAGCUGAUUCUCUGCCUUCUACUCAGCAAUGGCUACAUAAUUUCACCAACCUACAGAGGUCAGUGAUGGACAAUGUAGAAGUUACACCACUAAUGGCAUCUUGCUUCAACACCAAGGCAGAAGUCGUAGCGAACUCAGCAAAUGAGAUAAACGGAGACAACUUUGAACAGCUGCUUGACUUCACCAUUAUGAAACCCAUCAGUCCAAAGACACCUGGCAUUACAAAGAAUAUGGGCGGCAAGACACCAUUCACGGGGGAGAAGAUUGUAUGGCAACAGAAUAACAGGCCCAAACCGAAAGUGGUUCCCAUACCGGCUAGCAAGGGUGACAAGACAUUGACUGCGCCGCCGCCGGCGACUUUGACCAAAAAGAGGAAGUCAGUCACGCCAAGAAGCAGCAAAGUCAAACAAUUGAUCUGGAGUAAGUCUCAGAACUCAAGGACUGUGGCAGCCAAACAACCCAAGUUCCUCGUCAGCACCCUACAGAGUGGAGGGGCAAGUAGCGGUAAAAAGAAGACGACAGGAGUGGGGCCAAGCAGCGAUUCGGGGAGCAAAUCCAGUGGCGGGUUCUUUUCAAGAGCUAAAAAUAAGCAAAGUGUCUCCUCUUCCGCAACUCCAGCUACAGUUAAGACGACAUUUGCAAUCACUGAUUUGAAUGGCCGAAAAAGAAAGCAGACCAUUGACGGUGUCUCUGCUGUGUCCAAAAUGCUGUCCACAGACACUCAGCAGAGAUCAGCAUCAGGCAGCAGCAGUCGAACUAGCAACUCAAGCUCCUCAUUGUCCGUUAAUUCGGGACCCAAACAGUUCAAGAAAAGCAUCUCCAGUUCCAUAAUGCCUAGCAGAGUCUCAAGUCUGUCUAAAGAGGCCGUAGCUAACACGAGUAAAACGUCUCGCUCCUGGAGCAGACGGAGAUCCAAGACACCCUCGCCGGUAUCAAGGAGAGUCUCGACUAAUUUUAAACCCAUAGUGAGACGUGAGACGUUUGUGAAGCCAGAUUUGGGGAAAAUUUUCGAGGAGCAAAGGGCUCUGUCAAAGGCCGAAAAUGAAAUUAACCGACGUUGUACAGUAGCAGCUUCAGGCUCUAUGAUGACAACCAGGUCCUCAAAUUCUAGUCGGAUGUCAAGACUCACUACGAAGGAAGCAUUCAGACCGAUUCCUCCUAAGAAGUCAAUCUCUAAUUUGAUAGGCAAAGGCGAUGAGUUUUCGUUAUCAAGUAUGGGCAAUGCAAGUGGGAACUCUGUAAUAUCAAAUCCAGAAUUGACUAUUUUUGGUACGAAGACGUUCAACAAAUUAGUGGACGAAAACACAGACCCGUUUAGUUUUGCAAGUAGUGUCAGUCACCAAAGCAACUCCUCCUUGAAUUUUGAAAAUGAAGCAGAUAAUACAGUCAAUGAAGUUCGAAACUCGAAGUUUUUGGACAUCGAAGACACGUUUCAAAGAUUGUCAAAAAAGAAAAAACAGGAAGACGAGGAAUCAUCUUUUUCAUUUAAUACUCCAGAUGGUAAAAACGACACUUUUGUCAGAUUACGAGACGAUAAUAUUCACGAUGAGUCUGUUUUCGACAGUGGCUCAAAAUUUGUGCAGAAUUUAGAACAAAGUAAUGAAUCGCAUGACAGUUUCAGAAGAAACACGGUGAAUAGUUACAGCUCCUACAACAUGGAGGAAACAGUUUUGAAUGCUAUUAGCAGAUAUAGGAGAACUACUCUCAUGCAAAAUAAUCAAGAACAGAACAAGUAAAAGUAAAAAACUGAAUUGAAGUAAAACAUUUCAAAGUGACGCUUAAAAAAUUGUUUAUAGGUUUGUCCAAUGACUUUUUAUGAUUGUCUAAGUUUUGACCGAGUGUUUUUGUUGAUUUAAAUUUGACUACAUUGUUUUUUGUGCUAAUUAAUUCAGUCUUUAGUUUGAUAAAGGCUUUGUGAGGUUCUACUGUAAUCGUCAUCAUUAGAUCUUCUUAGUUUUCUCAUAAAAAUAACAUUUGUGUAAAGGCAAUGAAUUCAAUCUUUUUAGGAA